Chilo suppressalis (striped riceborer) is the source of this 552-nucleotide messenger RNA. NCBI's taxonomy places the organism in Eukaryota, Metazoa, Arthropoda, Insecta, Lepidoptera, Crambidae. The record is from the annotation of a GenBank genome assembly.
AUGGGUAUCGACAUCAAUCAUAAACACGAUAGGAAAGUUAGGCGUACCGAAGUGAAAUCUCAGGAUGUAUACCUGAGACUACUUGUAAAGUUGUACAGAUACUUGGCCAGGCGUACAAAUGCCAAAUUCAACCAGAUCAUCUUGCGGCGCCUGUUUAUGAGCCGCAUCAACCGUCCCCCAAUCUCGCUGUCUCGGCUCGCGCGUCACAUGAAGAAGCCCACACGCGAGGGCCUGAUUGCUGUGGUCGUUGGAACGGUGACCAAUGAUGUCAGGCUAUACACAGUGCCUAAGAUGACUGUUGCUGCUCUUCACGUAACAGAGAAAGCGCGCGCACGCAUCUUGGCUGCUGGAGGUGAGAUCUUGACCUUCGAUCAGCUCGCUCUCCGUGCCCCCACCGGCCGCAAGACAGUGUUGGUGCAGGGUCGCCGUAAUGCACGCGAGGCGGUGCGCCACUUCGGCCCUGCCCCGGGAGCGCCUCGUUCACACACGAAGCCCUACGUGAGGUCAAAGGGCCACGAGCGCGCCAGACCUAGCCGCCGCUCCAAUGUGUAA